Nanorana parkeri is the source of this 1123-nucleotide messenger RNA. Its product is annotated as immunoglobulin superfamily containing leucine-rich repeat protein 2-like. The transcript has a single exon. Lineage: Eukaryota; Metazoa; Chordata; Amphibia; Anura; Dicroglossidae. The record is from RefSeq and is a predicted model, not a curated record. Gene Ontology annotation, molecular function: protein binding. Bases 17 to 1123 code for a protein of 368 amino acids. Gene Ontology annotation, cellular component: plasma membrane.
CUGGUUAUUGUGCAUCAUGGAGGUCCACUUCCAGUUCUUUGGCAUUAUUGGUUACCUGUUCCUGGUGCCAAGCACAUGUUGCCCGGAGACCUGCGGGUGCACUACAUCUACCCAACCCUCUGUUGACUGCUCUUACCGUAACCUAAUUCAUGUGCCAGAAGAUCUUCCCUUUAACCUCAAACAGCUUAGCCUCUCUGUCAACUAUAUUAGCCACCUGAAUGCCACCUCCUUUGCCAAUAUUUUAAAAGUGACAUCUCUGUGGCUAGCUCAUAAUAGUAUCACCACUAUACAGCUGAGCACAUUUCAGAACCUGACAAACCUGAUGAGCCUGGAUCUGAGUCAUAACCAACUCCUGGAUUUCCCUUGGAGAGAUCUAUUAGCCCUCGAAGAUCUUGAGCUUCUAAACCUCAACAACAACAAACUAGCUACAGUCCUACCAGAAGCAUUCAAGAAGUCCAGAAGUUUAAGAUCCCUGCAGCUCAGUAACAAUCGUUUAUCUUCCCUGCCUGAAGGAAUUUUCGAUCCAUUGACAACUUUGUCACACCUUCAGCUACAUGGUAAUGCCUUCCACUGUUCAUGCUCCUUAUCAUGGUUAAUGGAUUGGAUGAAAAAGGUUAAAACUAUUGUUGAUAGAAAAGGUGAUAUCAUCUGUCUAACUCCUAGUGAGCUAAAGGGGGUUUCACUGGCGAAGGUGCCCGAUCUACAGUGCAGAAAGCCUUUGGAGAUAAUGGGUGAUGACCCAGAAUUGGGCAAUACGUUGCUGCUUUGCAAAGAGGUGGGUGUUCCAUAUAUGAUGAUAAACGAAAAGAACAAAAAGCAAGAAAGCUUUGGGGUAGCCAUUCACAAAUUUGCCAAUGGAACCAUUAUAUUAAGCCCUGAUAGACAAGACCUUACUUACUUAUGCCAUGUGUCCAAUCAAAGUGUAGAAAACACUGGGGAGAUUUCUGUAUCUCUUAACCAUCAUAAAAUCUCAGGAUGGCCUAAUGAGUCAGGAGAGAAGUUACUACUGUUCAUAGUAUCUGAAAGAGCAGGGUCCCUGGUGAAUGAAGCGCCAUGUGUAGUGUCAUUGUGCAUGAAACAUUGGUGUAUGUUACUUUUGCUGUUGUGGUACAUCAUUCCAUAA